CUAGCCGGCUUCUCUUGUCGCUUCGGUUCGAGUUUCCAGAGUUCAUUUCGUUUCAGAUCCGUUCUUCACUUCAUACGUUGUGUUGUGAUCAAACACAUUCGUGACCUGGUGUUCUCGUGUUGUGUGUUUGGUGUUUUUGUGUGUGACACAGUGAGCGUUUAGUUUGUAAUUUAUUUGUGAGUUGAGUUUUCAAAAGUUUUUACAUCAUUUUAAAUUAACAAUGGCAUCAAAAGCGAAAAAAUCAGCGGCGUCCAGAGCCAGCUCUACGCCUAGACCCGAAACACCUCAACCUAGUUCUUCCGGCAACCAGGGCAAAUCUGGUAGCCCUCUCAGUCCUACACGAUAUGGCCGGCUUCAAGAAAAAGCCGAUUUGCAAAAUUUGAACGACCGUCUUGCAAUUUAUAUUGAUAAGGUGCGUCAUUUGGAGACGGAAAACAGUCGCCUAACCCGAGAGGUUCGAACGUCCCAGGAAUAUACAACGCGCGAGGUUACUAACGUCAAGUCUCUUUAUGAAGCUGAGAUUGCCGAAGCUCGCAAGCUAUUGGAUUCAAUAUCCAGAGAAAAAGCGAAAAUCGAACUUGAGGUUCGGAAAUUGUCCAAGGACGCCGAUGAGCUAAAGAAAAGUUUGGACAAGAGCAACACAGACCUCACUCUAGCCAAGAGAAAUGCAACUAUACUUGACUCGCAACUCAGCGAUUUGCAAGGCAAAUACAAUCAGGCCCAGGCAGACCGCAAGAAGCUGUUGGACGAAAACAAAAAUCUCGAGAAAGAAAGAGAUGCGCUGAGAACAAAGCUGAAAGAUUUGGAGAGAGAGAUUGAAAACGAGACCCUGCACCGAAUCGACACAGAGAACGCGCUGCAAACCGUCAGAGAAGAACUCGAAUUCAAAGAGCAAAUGCAUCAGCAACAGUUGAUUGAAACUCGCAGUAAACGUCAUGUUGAAAUCAGUGAAAUUGACGGAAGACUCUCGGCUGAGUAUGAGGAGAAACUCUACCAAAAUCUCCAAGAAAUCCGUGAACAGUAUGAAAUUGAUAUGGAAGCCAAUCAGGAAGAAAUUAAGGGCUUGUAUGAAGAAAAGGUGAGGAGCUUGCAAGCUCAAUUGGAACGAAAUGCGAGCACCACUCAGAUUGCAUUGAAGGAAAUGCAACAGAUGCAAUCUCGCACUGACGGACUGACAACGAAAAUUGUUGACCUCGAAGCGGCCAAUUCACAGCUCCAGUUGCGCGUGCGCGAGCUGGAGCAGCUGUUGGAGUUGGACCGCAGUCGCUUCAUGAAGGAGUACACCGCCCUCGAGGAGGAGAUGAACAAGCUGCGCGAGGAGAUGAGCCGUCAGCUCCAGGAGUACCAGGACCUCAUGGACAUCAAGGUCGCUCUCGACAUGGAGAUUGCCGCCUACAGGAAACUGCUCGAAGGAGAAGAAGCUAGAUUGAACAUCACACCGGUGCAGUCGCCGGGACGCCCCUCACCCGGGCGACGCACCCCGGCCGGACGCGGAGGCAAGAGGAAGCGCACUCUCAUGGAGGAGUCAUCCGAGGAGGCCUCCUCAUCCUCAUACACCGUCAAGGCCUCCUCCAGCGGCGACAUCGAGAUCGCCGAAAUCUGCCCUCAAGGCAAGUUCGUCAAACUACACAACAAAAGCGGCAAGGAGGUUUCUAUUGGCGGAUGGCAGCUGAUUCGUAUCGUGAAUGAUGCGACUACUACUUUCAAGUUCCACCGAACGGUGAAGGUGGAGCCCGACGGAUUCGUGACGGUGUGGUCUGCCGACGCCAACCAGCAGCACGAGCCGCCGGCCAACAUCGUCAUGAAGGGCCAGACAUGGAUUGUCGGCGAGAAGAUCGCCACCACCGUUUACAAUUCGAACGGAGAGGAGGUGGCAACGGCCGAACAUGUUCGCCAGCAAUCAUCGCAGAGCUCGAGCUCCCUGAGGAAGCGCGUCUUCCCCCAGAGCUCCUUCAGAAGCAGCUCCGAGCAAGAACUCUAUCACCAGCAGGGUGAUCCUCAAGGAGAAGAAAGGUGUUCUAUUAUGUAAGGAACUUUGAAUGUGCAGACAUUGACUUUUCUAAUAUAGUGACUAAGACAGAAAAGUUUAAAUUCUUUGAGGGACGUAAUGGACUGGACAAUUAUGGUUGAAAAAACUUUUCAAAUAAUGAAUUGUGUAAGACGAAUGAACUAUGACAUUGUAGAGGUGCAUUUUACGGUUAAGGAAGGUUUAUAAUGCAUGAGGUUGAUGUUUUUUUAAUAGUUUAGAAAGUGAAGAAUUAGCUAUGUCCGCACCAAGCUUUGCCGGUCGUCAAUUUUUUAUUUUCUUACUUGAGACUGGAAACCUAUUUUUUAAGUAACCUAAGUCGUUAUUGUGGUUUGCGGUUACCUUUUAACGUUAUAAAUGAAUAAAUUAUCAAAAAAAUAUAGCGGUAAUUUGAAGUUUUGGAACAAUUUCAUAUUUGAAUGGCUAAAUGGGUAUAAAAAUGAGAGUUUUCACUAUUUGUAUGCGCCUUUGGUUUAACAAAUCAUUGUCUGUGCUACUCUUUUAAGUUCCAUUGCCAUUUGUGUUCAUUCCUAUUUAAAGUUUAUAGUUGAUCAUUGUCAGUUUAUAUGUAUACAUUUAUUCCUAUUUAUAGUCCAUAAAUUGAAAUCAAUUGUGGAUUUCAUCAAAUUUAAUGAUGUAGUUGUAAUUUGAAAUACAUGAGUUCCAGUUGUCCCUCAUAAAUAAAUUAUACAAACUAUAAAGAAUCUCCAUUUAUGGAUUUAUUAUUGAUGCAUAUUAAUGCAUUCCUCUGAGAUAUCAAGACUGGCUUGUCAAUCGGCCUGUUACGAAAAUUAACUUAUGAAAAAAUAUUUUUAAACAAUAAUUAUCAUAUUCUUGCACGAAUAAAUUCCUUAUUGGUUGUGCUUCCAGUUUGUUUGAUCAAAUUAUUAUUAUUUUUUAAUUAAUUCAAGAUAAGGUAUCUUAUCAUUCAAAGUUUCGAGAUAGCUGAAAUACAGCUUAUUAUGUGAUUGUUGCAUCGCUUAAGGCCAUCCACACACCUAGAGUCAUACGACUCGAUACGACACCGUAAAACGUCUAUGGACGUCGUGAACAUUGUUAGAAUAACUGUUCAAACUCAGAAUUGGUAAAUUGGAGCUGAUUCGAUUAUUCAGGACAUUCUUUUGACAUGUUUGUGGCUUUCCUGAUUGGGGUUAGCUUCAUUUGGCUUCGCUUUUUGAGUGUUGUGUCGUAUCGUGUCGAAUGUGAACACGACUGGAGUGAAACAAUACCGUCUUGUCAUGUCCCGCUAAGUGUGCGCUGAGGCCUUGAUUCUGAGUUGUAGUGUCAAUAGUUUACUGACCAAUUAUUCUAGAUAGUUUUCAUACUUUGGAUUAAUUUGAAAUUUGUCUAUUGUCUUUGGUGUUCUAUUCAUUACAAAUGUUGAAAUGCAAUUUAAAACCCACUUUAUUACAAUCUAUUAUAUUGUUGCAUU
Messenger RNA from Nilaparvata lugens (brown planthopper), 3458 nucleotides. Its product is annotated as lamin Dm0. NCBI's taxonomy places the organism in Eukaryota, Metazoa, Arthropoda, Insecta, Hemiptera, Delphacidae. The record is from RefSeq and is a predicted model, not a curated record. Bases 221 to 2029 code for a protein of 602 amino acids. The transcript has 10 exons.